CUCUAGGUCGGGCCAGACACUAAACUCCUGAUCUGUGGAGACCUAAUCCAGGAUUUUAAGCACAGCCCCAUCUCUCUUAACCUGGACACUUACACUUGAGUGGCACUCAGCUGCACAGCAAGAUCACGCCUUUCAUUCUUCUAACCUGCUCAUUCUGUUUCUGUAACUGAUACAGACCUUGAGCCGUCCUCUUCUUUAAAUCUCUAUAAUGGGUGGGUGAUCACUGUCAAACAGUUAAGUCUCUAGGACCUUGACAAAGCAGAAGGACUUUUCAGAGAGAAUUCUCAGAGGUGAAUUUGCUGUAUGUGCCAAUGUUUCACACUCCAGCCGCUGUCUUGGAAACAAGCAGUUGGCUUCUGGCUUUUUUCUGCUUCCCUCCCUCUCUCUGAAAUACAAGAUCAAAACUCUGCGUGCAAAAAAAAAAAAAUCUCUCUGGCCCUCCUUGUCAGCAAACAUUUCCUAGCGAAGGGAUUUUGGCUGGGCUGAAUGUGAAGCGCUUGAAAAUUACCUUUUUUCUGUGCUGGGAAGAGGAGGUUCUGCCUUGCUUCCCUCCCCUUUACCAGAAAGCGGAGAAGAAAGGUCUGUGUUGUCAGGAGGGUCCUUGAAGAAGCAACUUCCAGCUGAGUUAGUCUCUGCGGAGCUGUCGUGUUACUCAGCUUUACCAGAGCCUUGCCUGCACCCCAAAGAUGCUGAGGGCAGUUCUCUGUGUCAUCUUCCUCUUGAGAGCCCUGCCAGCUUCAGCUAAGGAGUCCCGAGGCCACAUCUCCGUGGUCUUGCUGGGUGCUACGGGAGACCUGGCCAAGAAAUACUUGUGGCAGGGGCUGUUCCAGCUCUACCGGGACGAAGUGAGCAAUGGCCACAGCUUCACCUUCCAUGGGGCUGCACUGACGGCACCCGAGCCGGGACAGAAGAUGAUGUUUGAGGUGCUGAAGAAUCUGGCAUGUCCUCCAGAUGAACACCCCACCAGGUGCGCUGUGCUGAAGGACCAGUUCCUGAAGCUGAGCCAGUACUACCAGCUGAGAACUGCAGAGAACUACACUGUCCUGAACAGGGAGAUUGAAACGCUUCUUGAGCAGGAGGGGCUGGAGGAAGCUGGCAGGAUCUUCUACUUCUCAGUACCACCGUUUGCCUAUGCUGAAAUUGCUGGCCACAUUAACAGCAGCUGCAGACCGCGUCCAGGUGCUUGGCUGCGUGUGGUACUGGAGAAACCCUUUGGUCAUGACCUUGAGUCAGCCCAGCAGCUGGCUGCAGAGCUGAGGAACUUCUUCAAAGAAGAGGAGAUGUACCGGGUGGAUCACUACCUCGGCAAACAGGCUGUAGCCCAUAUCUUGCCUUUCCGAGACCAGAACCGACAGUUUCUGGACCCAAUUUGGAACCGGCAUCAUGUGGAAAGAGUGGAGAUUGUCUUGAAAGAGACUGUGGAUGCUAAAGGCCGUGCCAGCUUUUACGAGCAGUACGGAGUCAUCCGUGACGUCCUUCAGAACCACCUGACUGAGGUCAUGAUGUACCUCGCCAUGGAGCUGCCAGCCAACAUCAGCAGCACCGAAGAUGUUCUUCAGCACAAGCUGCAGACCUUCAAGUCAUUGCAAGGGCUGGAAAAGACCAGUGCUGUGAUCGGGCAGUAUCAAGCCUACACCAGCCAGGUGCAGGAGGAAUUGCAGAAGGCCCAAAACUAUUUCAGCAUGACGCCAACCUUUGCAGGUGUUCUGAUUCACGUGGACAGCCUGCGCUGGGAAGGAGUUCCCUUCAUCCUCACUUCCGGGAAAGCCCUGGACGAGCGGGUAGGCUACAUUCGGGUCCUCUUUAAGAACCGUGCCUACUGCACCCAGAGCGAAGCCCUGAGGGAUGCGGAGCACAGCCAGUGCAAAGCCAAACAGAUCAUCUUCUACAUCGGGCAUGGGGAGCUGAACUCCCCUGCUGUGCUGGUUAGCCGGAACCUCUUCAGGCCUGUCAUGCCAGAAGGCAGCUGGAGGGAAGUGACGGACCGUCCUCAAAUGCAUCUCUUUGGACAGCCACUGUCUGAUUACUAUGUGUACAGCCCCAUGAAGGAGAGAGAUGCCUAUGCCAUGCUCAUCUCCAGCAUCUACCAUGCCAGAAAGGAUUUCUUCAUUACCACCGAGAACCUGCUGGCUUCCUGGGAGUUCUGGACCCCAUUGCUGGACAGCAUCUCUCAUCAGGCCCCGCGGCUAUACCCAGGGGGAAGGGAGAACCAGCAUCUCCUAGACUUUGAAAUGCUGGGCCAGGAGCUGUCCUUUACACUGGCAGAGCCAGUUGAACUUCUACAUACCAGCAAGCAAACUCCAGAUGACUACCAAACCAUUCAGACCAAGUUUCGGAACAGCUCACUAGUCUCGGCCUGGCCAGAGGAGCUGGUUUCCCAGCUGGCAUCGGACUUGGAGGCAGUGGCUGCUCGGGCUGUGGCACGCUCUGGCGAAUUCCACCUCGCUGUGUCAGGUGGCUCGAGCCCUGUGGUCCUGUUCCAGCGGCUAGCAAAGCACCACUACGGCUUCCCAUGGAAACGCACUCACUUGUGGCUGGUGGACGAGCGCUGUGUGCCACUCACCGACCCCGAGUCCAACUUCUGCAGCUUGCACAACCACCUUCUACAGCAUGUCAGGUUGCCCUACUUCAAUCUCCACCCCAUGCCAGUGCACCUGAACUGGCGGCUCUGUGUGGAGGAGGACCAGGGGCCAGAGCUGUAUGCUGAAGAGAUUGCGGCGCUAGUGACCAAUGCCAGCUUCGAUCUCAUACUGCUCGGAGUGGGCGCCGAUGGGCACACGGCUUCCCUCUUUCCCCGUUCAUCCAGUGGCCUUGGAGGGGACCAAGCAGUGGUGCUAACGGAGAGCCCCGUCAAACCCCACCAGAGGAUGAGCCUCAGCCUGCCCUUCAUCAACAAAGCCAGGCAGGUGUUCAUCCUGGUCCUGGGGAGGGGCAAGCAUGAAAUCAUAACCCUGCUCAGUAGAGUGGGGAAUGAGCCCAAGAAGUGGCCCAUUUCAGGAGUCAGGCCCAGCUCUGGCCAGCUGGUCUGGUACAUGGAUUACGAAGCUCUGCUUGGAUGAUCUCUUCUUGGUACAUCCUCCCCCUCACCUCUCCCAUGGCUGUCAGAUCUCAGACUUCCUAACACUGUGCCUGCACUUAUCCAUUUACAGUAAUGGCUCCUACCCCCAAGGGUCUCUUUAAGGCGGGGUAAAGACCCGUUGGCUGUAACAUCUCCAACCUGUGAGCUGUAGAGGUGGUGCAGCGCAGUGUUCAGAGCUUGGGAGAAGGAGCCAAGAGACUAAUGUUGGAUUCCUGACUCUGCCACUGAGUCUGUUUUUGACCUUGGGCAGAUUACUUCACUGCUGUGUGCCUCAGUUUCCCCCCUCUAGACAGCGGGUUUAAUAAUCCUUACCUACCUCACAGGCAUAAUGUAAGACUUGUUUGAUUCAAUGCCUGCAACGUUCUUUGAGAUUCUCAGGGGUAAAAUGCAAGAGAUGUUACUGAAUGCUCAAUGUUCAGCUCUGAUCAAACAGCCUGGACUACUGCAACAGCGAAAGAGCCCCAGUCAGAGUCCUGGUUGGACUGUGCUACCAUCCUGUAUGUGCCAGCUUCACGCAAAGAGCAGCCCUCUAUUUCAGCAGAUCACUGACCACGUUCCCACUCUGUUGGUACAGUCGUGGAAGCUGCAGGUACCAAAUGACUGCAUCUUGCGGUAAGCAGCGUCCCUGAUGCAGGCACUGAACUGUGCUCAGUGCAAUCCCUAGGCUUUAUAAAUUGCCCUGAUGCAGAGGCUAAGUUUAUCAGCAGUAAUUGCUGCUGUGCUUAAGUGCAGAGCUGGCACUGCAGGAGGUGGAAAGGGAAGCAGUGUGGGUAUGUUCAGGCUUUCGGGAUUAUGAGACUUGCACCCAAAGCAUUGCAGUUCAGAUUCAUUAUUCUGGAGAUGUGUAGUUUGUCUGCAGCAUUGUAAUUACAGAUGGAAGCAGCUUCCUGGCGUGGAGAUCAGGGGAGGGGAGUGGAAAUAGUUGGAAUCAGAAUUGGGUUUCUGCACAUAUUCUGAGCAUCUUCAUCACUUGCCCCAGGCAGGGUCUUGCUCUCUCCCAAGAGGUGGAGCUGUAGCUUGUGAAAUUUCCAUUUAAAGUGUCCUGCAGUAACAGUCCCCAUGCAGAGCAGCGAGGGUACUGCAGCACCUGCACUGCUCCCUGAGGCGGCUGGCUUAGAAGGCGAGAGAGUUUCUGCCUCCUGCAUGUCUUCUAGCUUUCUGAUGCACAAAACUGUGCUUGCUGUAUCGGGACCUGUCUCUUGAAAGUGCUGGAAGGGCUGGACGUGCCUGGUCCAGCCAUGCAGGCUGAAAGAGGGGCUGCAGCCCUGUUUAGAAAGUGCUUGGAGAUUCUUCAGAUGCCUCUUUCCUCCUCCUCACCUCUUCACCUAAAUUUCUUCAUGCCCAUGAAGCUGCUACACCUUUAUACAAGAAAAUCCUCUAGUGACCAGCCCCGCGUGCUGUAACUGAAGGAUGACCUGAUGCAUCAGGGAGCUCCCUGCAGAGUGUUGACUAACUUUCCCUCUUUGAAUGAAGUUGCCCAGAUAGUGCCAGCUGCUCUGGGAGACUGGGUGCAUCUACACGUGCAAUUAGCACGUAGCAAUAAACACA
Molecule: messenger RNA, 4627 nt
Organism: Gavialis gangeticus (Gharial)
Lineage: Eukaryota; Metazoa; Chordata; Crocodylia; Gavialidae
Gene: H6PD
Product: hexose-6-phosphate dehydrogenase/glucose 1-dehydrogenase
Exons: 6
Coding region: 687-3059 (790 amino acids)
Biological process (GO): pentose-phosphate shunt, oxidative branch; pentose-phosphate shunt; glucose metabolic process
Cellular component (GO): endoplasmic reticulum
Molecular function (GO): glucose-6-phosphate dehydrogenase activity; 6-phosphogluconolactonase activity; NADP binding
Source: RefSeq, a predicted model, not a curated record